This is a messenger RNA of Ostrea edulis (European flat oyster), 2729 nucleotides long. RefSeq names its product glycine receptor subunit alpha-3-like. Gene Ontology annotation, cellular component: synapse; membrane; neuron projection. The transcript is spliced from 8 exons. Gene Ontology annotation, molecular function: transmembrane signaling receptor activity; chloride channel activity; extracellular ligand-gated monoatomic ion channel activity. The record is from RefSeq and is a predicted model, not a curated record. Bases 506 to 1816 code for a protein of 436 amino acids. Lineage: Eukaryota; Metazoa; Mollusca; Bivalvia; Ostreida; Ostreidae. Gene Ontology annotation, biological process: signal transduction; chloride transmembrane transport; nervous system process.
AAAUACUUUAGCAUGCCGAGUGUUUACUCGUUUCCCUAUAGCGUCCGUUUAUUGACUGUCUAGUGGCUGGUGCUGAAUAUUUCCAAGGUGCAUAGAUUUGCAAAUAUUAGAAAUUUGGUUACAACGAUCGAUUACUCUGAGACGGGCCCGUGUAGACGCAGUCGAUUUCCAUCCAGGCAGAUGUAAAUGUACCACCCUCUGACGAGGUUCUAAACUCGAGGACACAUUCGUGCACUUUCUUUAAUUUUUUCACCUGAAAUGCACCGAUGUAGUAAUCACACAUGAUACAUCAAUUUCGGGUCUGUUGAUGUCACGUGACGAGGUGUUCAAUGGUUGUUUCGGAACAUGCAGUUUAUCCCCCGUCACCGAUAGAUAUACGUCAUAUAAACCAGAAACCUUAGGGAUAAUUAGUGCGUUUUUACUAAACCCUUAAGUUGGUGAACUCUAUGGAAAGAAGAACCUGAGUGCAAAGUUGCCAUAAUUUGCAUUUGAUACGUGCUCAAAGAUGACUUUGGUUGGAGUGUCGGUAUGUUUGUUUGUGUUAAACGGAAUUGCGAUUGGCAGCAGUCAAAAAGCUCUCAAAGACUUUUCAAGAACAGAGCGCUUAUCUCUCAUAGAAGAGAAGAUAGGGAACUCGCCGCCCAAUUUUAACGAUGAUUUUGCAACAAAGGUAGAGUGUCAGCUUGCAAUCGACAGUUUCGACUCCAUAAAUGAAGUAGACAUGGAUUUCACAGUGAGUAUAAUGCUGCACUUAAGUUGGGUGGAUGCGCGGUUUAUAACUUGGACUUCCGGCAAUGACGAUAUUCUAGAAUUUGACUCCAAGAGGCUAGACAAUAUAUGGACACCUGACUUGUUUUUUCCCAACGAGAAAAGUGCGUUCAUCCACCAUGUGUUCAUGCCAAACAAAAUGCUACGUGUAUAUGGUGGUGGGCGGGUCUCCUACACCGUCAGACUGUCGUUGACGCUGAGUUGUCCGAUGGAUCUCAGAAACUAUCCCUUUGACAAACAAAUCUGCAGAAUAGAAAUGGAGAGUUUUAGCUACAACGAAGACAACAUUAUAUUGGAGUGGACAGGCACGGACAGCUCUAGCAUGGCCAAUAUGACCAGAAGGAUAGACAUGCCUGUAGAAAUCAGCGACAACAUUGAAAUGAAUCAGUUCCGGGUCGUGAAAAAGAAAACGCUCAAGACUCUAAAUGAACGUAGAGGGGCAGGGAACCACAGUCUCCUACAAGCUGAGUUUCACCUGGUGAGAGACAUAGGAUACUAUUUGGUUCAAAUGUACAUUCCCAGUAUGCUUAUCGUUAUGUUGUCCUGGAUCUCCUUUUGGCUCAAUGUGAAUGCCGUGCCCGGGCGGAUUUCAUUGGGCGUGCUGACCGUUCUAACGAUGACUCAACAAAGUUCCACCGUCAACGCCACCCUGCCUCGUGUCUCAUAUACCAAGGCUAUAGAUAUAUGGAUGUCCUCGUGUUUAGUGUUUGUGUUUGCAGCUCUCAUCGAAUUCGCGGUCGCCAAUGUAAUAGCCAGGAGAGAUGGUAACAAAGGAUUCAAUUUCAAAAAAAUGUUCUUCCUACCAACAUUAAGUGAAAGGAGGAAGAAGAGGAAAGGGUCUGGGGUGUUGGUAGACGACAAAGGACUGAUGCGACUGGAUCCUGAAAUGGAUCCUACUCUCGUUCAAAAACACCGAGAACUUUCCGGAUUGUUGCACGCAAUGUACUUGGAUGUUGCGUGUCGCUUUCUAUUUCCGAUUUGUUUUGGGAUUUUUAACCUAGUGUACUGGACAAUAUAUACAUCCGAUACUUUUCAUAAAAACCGCUAACACAUAUGGAGAAAAGAACUUAAAUGUGAUAAUAAUCUCAUAAUCAUGAACUCCAGCUUUCCUAUAUGCAAAUUUUCAGUCAACUCCCAUGGCGAUUCAUAAUAGAAUAUAAUGCCAUCAAGUUAGAUUGAAGCAAGUCACCACGUGCCGUUUACAACAAUGAUUAACUUUACCUUUGCAUUGUUACGCACGCGCUUAAUAUUUCAUGGUCAUAGGAAAUUAAUACAGAAGUUAAUCGAAAUGUAUGGACCAGAAGUCAAUCGAAUUGAUGGACCAUGUCGACCGAAGGAAAUGUUUCCAAGUGUAUGAGUGUGACAGUGUCAUAAAUCGGAUUACAUUCCAUAAAUUUUUACAAUCGAACUUGUUGUCUUUCUGAAGCUCAAAUGUGUUGGAAAAUGAGUUCCCUGUAUAUCAAAUGAUUAUAAAUGUCAGAUACAUUAUGUACAUCAUUAUUAUUAAGGGUGCGAAUAUUCACAGUAUUGCUCGUACAUUUAUAAUAUGCACUAGUAUAUGCGCAUUGUGAAGUGGUUUUCGUUCAGUCAUGUUGAAUUUCUGUGAUAGUACGAGGAAAAAUAGCAGAUGUUACUUGAUUAAUGCAAAAAUCUAUAAAUUGCUUGUGCUCUUGUCUGAAUUUUGACAACGAUAAACACGUGACAUGUACUGCGUACCUAUAUUUGUAGAACUCUUUGUCACUGUCACAUUUCUUGUUGAUCUGUACACGUGUACACUCCAGCUCUCUACUGUGUGAACAGUACUUGCUUAAUUUCCUUAGAGCCACAGCAUAAUGUUGGGUUAUAUCGAAACGAAUAACGGAAAACUAAUAUGUGUACUUGGGUUUUUUUUUUCUUUCAUUAUUUUGUUUUAACGCUGUAUAUCUUAUUUCUAAAUAAAAUCACCGGUACAAUUACACAAA